UAGCCUGUUGCACCUAAAGUGUGCAUGGCAUUGCAGUUGCACCAAGUUACCCGUCCUAGUCUCACUGGGCAACGUUAUCGUCGCCGUCGGUACAUUCGCGAAGCGUUCCGUCACGAUCUUGUCGCAUACGAUUAUCUCAACGAAUUUUGACGAUAGUAAAAUAUUUUCUAUAGAACAAGUCGAAAAUCGUCAUCCUGUUGAUUGAUUACACUGUUAAGUUUUAUGGCUCAUGUUAAUUGUUGAACAUUUUCGUUAAUAGCAAAAGUUAAUUUCGCAAAUAUAAAAAUUGUUUUUACUGUAAACGCAUGGGCGGUGUGGCUUGGACAUAACUAUAGUUAGCGUACGAACAGCGCCAGGCGUACUGAGUGUUGGUGGCGUGCGCGGUACGCCGCAGCACGUUUAGUGGGGAUCCGCCGCCUGUGGAAUAUCACGUGCUCGUGAGCCACACCAGCACGUUUGACGGUUUAGCUGUGCGGCGCGUACGUGCACGCGCGCACCCGAGUUCCUCCGUCUGCUCUUCGGACAUCGAUUGCGAAACGUUUUCACGUGUCCCCGUUGUUGUUUACGUCGUCUGAAUCAACCGGACAACAUGCCGAAAUCGGAAAAGACUACUGCUAGCGGUCGCAUUCUGUACGAACUGCCGUUGAAGCACCAUCACCAUCACCACCAAGCCAAAGUGCCGGAACGUAGAGCGUCGCCGAUAUCGGAUGGCCGCAAAGAAAAAAAGCGGUUGUGCACGAAUUGCAAAAACCACGGAUUGGCAAAAAUUUGGAAAAAACACAAACGGUACUGCAUGUACCGCGAUUGUCAGUGCGCCAAAUGUCAGAAAACGGCGGCUACGCGUAAAAAUUGCGCCCUGCAGACGGCCAAGCGUCGUGCCAAACAGGAGGACGAGCAGCGCGAACAAGAGCUUCAGAUCAACCCCAGUAGUUUUUUGGACGAGCGGCCCGUACCACAUCCCAUACAGCAAGGGUCGUUGGCUGGUGGCACCGCGGAGUCUGCCACGUCGUCCACGUUCCGGUCCAUUGAUCAGCUCAGCGUGUCCUCCACCAAGGCGUCGUCCUCCAGGACUUCCGACUGCGACUACAACUCUUCAAUAGACAUCGGGGGUGGCACGAGCGGAGGAAGGCCGGUAUCACAAGCGGAUGCGGCUAGCCGAUAUGUAGACAUCGACGCAGACUCGAGACACGAAAUGGCAAUGAGCGACCACAUUGAAGAUAUCGGAUCCAUUCUAAAAGAACUGAUUAACCGCACUAAGGAGUUUCAAAACUUGGACGCAUUCCGGCUGUUUGUUUUGCAGAGUAACACGUUCGAUGUAGAUAAAGCUACCAAAUUAAUCAAACGGGCACACGAAGACCUUAAGUACAUAGAAAUCGCACCCGAAAAGGACGAAGAUGAAGUGAUCAUGGAAGAACAGCCUCCGAUCAUGCGGCUGACCAGUCGAGUAGCGCCAGUGGCCAGCAUGAUGGCGCAUCACCAUCAGACCCUACCAACGGCACCGGCACAUCACCACCGCACCUCGAUUGUGGGCGAUUACAGAGAACCGGUAGCACCCGCUGUAGUCCUAGAUACCGUAUGCGGACGCCGAACGGCAGUCAACGGCGUAACAGACCCUAUCUGUGCUGCCGGCGCGGGUGCCGUCGUCGGCGCAUCCGGACCGCAUCCGCAGGUUGCGCUAUGGCACCCGCGACCCAUUUAUCCGUUUCCUCUACCACUGCCCAAUACUACCACUAUUGGAUUCUGGCACUCGUCGCAGCCACCGUUCCCGUCGUCCGGCGCUUCUUAUCCACCUUACAUAGACGGCGAAUGGUCCAGACACUGUAGGCUGCCAAUUUUCAACCCGGAACCGCAACCGGAACCCGUCAACUUGCACAACAACCAUCAUCGGAGGGAGAACAGGUCAUUGGAGGUGGUGGAAAGACCUGAACGGGUACACAACCGGCCCCUACUCCAACCGGCCGUACAACCUCAAGACGACCGGGAAUCGACUAGGCAUCACGCUUAGCUUAGGAGUCUGAUGGGACACAUCUGUUGACCGAACUUACGGAUGUGUGAAUUUUUAUUAUUAUUAUUAUUAUUAUGUCUAUAUAUUUACUAUUUUCCAAACUUCUUGACGCUCACGAGAUGCCGAAGAAGUUUUCCGGACAUCGUCAUUUUUUAUGUUUACUAUCCUCGUUUCAUAUUAUUAUAUAUUGUACAUAUAUAACUAUUGAGUUUUUAUAUUAUUCUGUAGGCGACACAAUUUGAUUCGCAUUACCAUUAGAAUACUAUGCGUUUUUGUUUUUUUUUACCCGGCAAGACAUUUGAUACCAUUUAUGUAAAUCCAUUAGCGGGAGAUGAACUGUCCAAUUAUUCAGUUAGUUAAACGAGAAAAAUAUUUUAUGCAAAUUAUUAUAAAGAAAUUAAUCAAACAAUAUCAUUAUGUUAUAAUUAUGUUUAACCAGAAUGACUUUCAAGUGUGUUAAAUUUUCCAAAACUAAUACUGGAAAUGCGUGUGUGAUUGUAAGGCAUUUAGAGACGUAGUGCAUAAGUAGAGAAUGACUUGUCAUUAUGAAUUACAUACAGUUAUUUAAUUUUGUCUAUUAAUUUUAUUAUUGCAUGCGUUUAUAUAGUUAUUAAAGUUAGUAUUACGCGUGUUCUUUAAAAUACCGAAUAUAUAUAAAUAUAUAUAUAUAUAUAUAUAAUUAUUGUAGCAAACACGAAGAUAUUAUUGAAAAAUGUUUAUAAUAUUAAUAAGUAUGUGUAAAACCAUGA
This is a messenger RNA of Daktulosphaira vitifoliae (grape phylloxera), 2754 nucleotides long. RefSeq lists its product as uncharacterized. The transcript has 4 exons. The coding region runs from base 590 to 2005 and encodes 471 amino acids. Gene Ontology annotation, biological process: sex differentiation; regulation of transcription by RNA polymerase II. NCBI's taxonomy places the organism in Eukaryota, Metazoa, Arthropoda, Insecta, Hemiptera, Phylloxeridae. Gene Ontology annotation, molecular function: DNA-binding transcription factor activity, RNA polymerase II-specific; RNA polymerase II cis-regulatory region sequence-specific DNA binding. Gene Ontology annotation, cellular component: nucleus. The record is from RefSeq and is a predicted model, not a curated record.